Labrus mixtus (cuckoo wrasse) is the source of this 4033-nucleotide messenger RNA. Its product is annotated as vascular endothelial zinc finger 1-like. Gene Ontology annotation, biological process: regulation of transcription by RNA polymerase II. The record is from RefSeq and is a predicted model, not a curated record. Gene Ontology annotation, molecular function: DNA-binding transcription factor activity, RNA polymerase II-specific; RNA polymerase II cis-regulatory region sequence-specific DNA binding. NCBI's taxonomy places the organism in Eukaryota, Metazoa, Chordata, Actinopteri, Labriformes, Labridae. The transcript has 7 exons. Gene Ontology annotation, cellular component: nucleus. Bases 80 to 1579 code for a protein of 499 amino acids.
UUGUAGCUCCGUGUUUGUCCGCUUUGUUGCAGCUCUCGGAGGUUUCUGCAGAUUUCAGCUUGUGUUGCCAAGUGUUGCAAUGGAGCCGAGCUGGAGUACGUUUUUAUUCCAACAGGCCAAUGAGGCUCUGCAUCACCAGCACCACAUAGCCGGGAACAGUCUAUUGCCUUUGCUCAGCUCUGGAUCUGAGCCGCCUGAUCAGAAACCGGUGCUGCCCAUCCCUCUGGACCAGAAACCCCCUGUCAGUGCUGCAGAACUCCUUAAAGACAAUGUGGCCAGUGGGACAGGGGGAGGAGGGGGAGGGCCUCCUCUCGCUGUGAUCAAAAAAGAGCCCAAGUCAAAGACGCCCUUCAUCUGUGGCUACUGCAACAAGGCCUUCAGAGACAGCUACCACCUGCGACGGCACGAGUCUUGCCACACCGGUAUCAAGAUGGUCUCCAGACCCAAGAAAACUCAGAUGGCCCCCACAAUGGUGCCGCUCAUAUCCACCGUACCCCGAGAGAACAACAUCAACCAGUCGUAUAUCACCACUGUGGCUGGAAUCCUGACCACAGCCACCACGUCCACAGCUACAGGCACCAGCAUCAUGACGCCCAUGCAGCACCAGCAUCAGCAACAGCAGAGUGUUCCCAAGAAGCCCCCCAAACCUGUGAAGAAGAACCACGGCUGUGACAUGUGCGGGAAGGCCUUCAGAGACGUGUACCACCUGAACCGCCACAAGCUGUCGCACUCUGACGAGAAGCCGUUCGAGUGUCCCAUCUGUCAGCAGAGGUUCAAGAGAAAGGACCGCAUGACAUACCACGUCCGCUCCCAUGAUGGGGGGGUCCACAAGCCUUACAUUUGCUCCGUCUGUGGGAAGGGCUUCUCGAGACCUGACCACCUCAGCUGUCACGUGAAGCACGUCCACUCGUCAGAGAGGCCGUUCAAGUGCCAAGUCACGGCCUGUACCUCCGCCUUUGCUACCAAAGACCGUCUGCGCUCCCACAUGAUCAGACAUGAAGGUAAAGUCACCUGUAACAUCUGUGGUAAGAUGCUGAGCGCUGCCUACAUCACAAGUCACCUCAAGACGCACGGCCAGGCCAGCUUCAGCAACCCCUGCAACAAUAAAGGCAUAAGUGACUGGCAGUGGAACCACUCAGGGCCACGAAAAGGUGAGUUGACGGUAGGAGAGAUUUUAAAUAACUCCUUCCAAGUCCUAAUUGACAACUCUCACAAAGAUGCCAACAAUGUGCACAACAACUCCGCCACCUCCACGCCCGUCACCAACUCGGCAGCCAUCACCUCAGCUAUUAACCGCGGUGCCAGUAAUCCCGUCACCAUCGCCGCUCAGAUGAACAUCGCCACCAGCACGGUGAACAUCACGUCCUCGAUGAACCUGCAACACCCUGUCACCAUCACCGGCCCCGUCAACCUGGCCUCCGUCAACAUCCCGACGACAGCACACAUGAAUAUCGCCCACCCGGUGGCCAUCACCUCGCCCAUGUCCAUGAAUAUCACCGGGCCACUCAACAUCGCCAUGAGGCCCAUGGAUAGCAUGCCUUUUCUAUCCCAAGUCCUGCCCUCCUCCCCGCCCUGGUAGAGCUGAUUGUAAACGUGUGUUGAAGCUGAUCAUGUUUUAACUGCCUGAUAAUGGAGCAACCGGUCACAUCUUUAUGGUCAAUGAUGGUGUCUGAAACCUGAAGAGCUGAUAACCAAUGAUAAAAAAAAAAAUAGUACUGAAGAUAGCAAUGAAUGAAUGUUACUCCUAUUGCGGCAUUAUGUGUUUUUUUUUUAUUAUUUAUAAAAGAAAAUGUUUCAGGCUUAUCUGGCUAACAGUCAGUCAAAAUGAAUUGAAUGAAGAUAUCAUUUUUUCGGCUAACCCAGUAGUUAAAUCAGUCGACCAAUUAAGGUACUUCAUCAUAUUGAUGAACUUAAUAUCUGAAAAUAAUAUCACCAUGCUGGAGCCUCACUCAUGAAACUAUAACCCGUACUGUCAAAUUGCCAUAUCUAGUAGUAGGGAGUUGGAAGGAAAAGGCAGAUUUAAAGUUUCUGGUUAUAUCUGCCUGUAAAGAUCAUGUAAUACUUUAAGCAUUUAAUGGGAAAGAUCUUAAUGAAUUCUAAAACGUCCUGAGAUUAAGUUGUUUUGAUCAAGUAUUUACUUUGAUGGUCAGAUGAACUCAUUUUUGUUUUGAUGAAUGAUGCUACAAAACACUCCAGAUUAAGUUUUUCUCAUGCAAACAUGACUUUGGUGGGGAGGAUGUGUGGAGGGGGUUAUUUAGCGCACAUUUUCUCUGUAAAUAUAGACCAUUAAUGCCAAAGAUUUUCUAAGUGAACUGUUUCCAUUUGAAUGCUAUAUUUAAAAGGAUGAAAGAAGCAUUUGGACAGCCUUUAGACCAUCAAUAGACACUUAAAUGUCCUUCAAAAACCUGCAGUAAAACACCUCCAGCCCCAAUCCACAUCACCAAUUUACAUUACCCGUCAUGUCAGUGAGAUAAUCUUGUAACUUUUUAUAUUUUGUUUUUAAAUCUGAUCAUGUUUUUAAUGUUACUGGAUGAUCGUCACAUCUUCAGGUUUCAUGACACAUUCAAACAAAAAGAGUAUUUUCUUCCACAGUUGAACAUUAUCAGGCAGUUAAUACAGCAUCCAUUUUAACAUGUUCACCCUUACUGUGUUUGUAUUUAUCCCCUUUUAUUUCACUCGACUAGUUUGUUUCCUCUGGCAGAUGGUAGAAUGGUAGGGUGAGCAGUCUCAUCACAGCAGUAAACACUCAGCAGCAUGCUGUGAAGCAAACCCUUUACAGCCAAUUUUUUUUUUUCAGACUUUCUUUCGGAAGUUCUAUUUAGCCACAGAAGGACCGUGUAGUUUUUGUAAAAGUGACCAGUGAAAGAUGAUUUCCUCAGCUGGUCGUGUGACUUCAAGCAUGGGUGAUGUGUGACACCUGAGGAAUUGUUUCACAGCUCCUUAAAUGGAAGUGUAUUGCUGGACUUCUUAAACACUUCCCCUUAAGGCAGAUUUUUUUUUCCAAGUUCUUUUUAUAUAUUGUUUUUAGUGGACUUAUCAGUAUUUGAUAGUUUAUGUAUUUUAAAGUUAAAGCUUCCAUUUUGGGGGAGGGAGGGGGUGAGUGAUGAUGUUUAUUUCACUGAUGUUCCAGAGGAGGUCUUUGAUCUGUCAAACAUCUGCUCCCCCCAUGUCUGUAUUUCAACAUUGCUGGAAACCAGUCACUUGUCACUGCUGCAUAAUCUGCACAAGUUUAUCUGUGACAUGUGUUUGUAUGUAUUUAUAAAUCAGGACAAGACGGUUGAAGGUACAGCAGAUAGGAAAUGUCUCGUUCUAAAAGCAUGUUCCCAAGGUUUUUGCCUUUUUAAAUGGCAGUAUUAUCAAAGGUCAAAUGAUUUUAAUUUUGAUUACUGACAGCUUUUUUUAACUGUAGAGGUCAAGAGCGCCACCCAGUGGCUUAUUAGACUGUGAUACACAAGCAGUCCCAAAGUUAACUCUUGCGCUAUGUUCAGUUGAUUAGAUAGUUUACUUUAGCAGGUCUAGGAUCCCAUCACUGUCAGUCAAACUCAGGAAGGUUACUGAGAAUAGUCUUCAAACAUUUAACACUGAUCAUUUCUUUGUAAUUAUCAAACACUAUCUUAUUGCCUUUCACCUGUGGGAGCCUUACUGGGCUCACCACAGGAAACAAUGCAAGAACUGUAUCACCACUUAUGUGGCCGUCCAUCAGGGAGAGUUCAGAGAAAUGAACACUCAAAAAAGGGAAAGGGCUGGAGCCGGGUUCUUCUUUUAUAAACACAAGUCCAAAAUUCUAAAAUGUAUACCUUCAGCGAUCAUCAGGUGUGUAGCUGCAGCUUGGUGUAGUUUUUGCCUCAAAUAACACAGAAAUUCAAAAUUAGUUAAAUAAAACUAUUCAAGGAAUUAACAGUCAUUUUGGAUUCAGGCCCUAUUUUAAUGACUUGUGUACAAAAUGUUUUGGGAUUGGGUUUGCCUCAGCGGGCAGCUAAAAAGGCUGAAACCCUGCUGGCAAAUAAUCCAAAUUAAAGUAUGUUGACUGUAA